Polypterus senegalus (gray bichir) is the source of this 10678-nucleotide messenger RNA. RefSeq names its product protein piccolo-like. Gene Ontology annotation, biological process: protein localization to synapse; presynaptic active zone assembly. The record is from RefSeq and is a predicted model, not a curated record. The transcript has 23 exons. Lineage: Eukaryota; Metazoa; Chordata; Cladistia; Polypteriformes; Polypteridae. Gene Ontology annotation, cellular component: GABA-ergic synapse; glutamatergic synapse; axon. Gene Ontology annotation, molecular function: protein binding; structural constituent of presynaptic active zone. The coding region runs from base 48 to 8300 and encodes 2750 amino acids.
CACCUCUUUUACCAAAGCCAACAGUUUACCCUAAGAAAAAAGUUGCUAUGAGUGUUACAACAGCAGCUUCCACAUCAGUAUCAGUAACUCAUUCUACAACAGACGUACAUCCUGUAACUUCUGUGAUUAGAAGCGUACCAACAGCAUCAGCAAAGUGCACAGUACCCUCUGCAAUAAAAACACCAGUACCUCCACCUGUUCCACCCAAACCAACUUCUAUCCCAGCAGGCUUGAUGUUUAGUCAUAGAACAACAGAAGUUGUUAAACCUCCUAUUGCUCCUAAACCUGUAAUGAGCCAGCCUACUUCUUCUUACCAGAAGAUAGAUGAUACACUGCCAAAAUUGUAUACUACUCCUAGCACAACAUCAAUGACUUUGAAUUUAACAACACGAACAGAAUGCAAGAUGACAUCUCCCACAUCUCCCAUGUCUCCCUACUCAAACAAGUCUUCUCCCAGAUACACAAACUCUCUUCAUGAAACCUAUGUAGUUAUUACUUUACCUUCUGAACCUGGAACUCCAACUGAUUUGGUAACAACACAAGCCCCAUCCAUUCUUCCUUUAGGCUCUCCAUCAAAACAACAACACCAACCAGCCACAAUAUCUGAGCUCAUUACUCCUUAUACAAAAUCACUUGAAGACCUUCAUGGAAAGGGUCCAGAGAAAUAUGUUUCAGGAUUGAGUCAUAUUUAUUCUUCUGUUUCAUCAACUCAGCCUAAUCUAAUUGCACAAGUAGUGACUACAGAGGUCCAAAGAAUGAUGGUGUCUCUUGUUCAUGAAAGGAUAUCAUCUACCAUUGCUCCUGAUGUGCCAGUUACAAUCUCUUUGGAUGCAGCUAAACAACAACCAAAAAGCACAGAAAAUGGAAAAAUCUGCAGUGUUGGUGAUAUAAUGGAUCUUAGGACUUUGACAAAAUUAGAUGUGGAAAUGCCUGAUAAAGGAAUGGAUUUAUCUACCAGUCUUACAGAUAUGCAACGCCUGUCCUCAAGUGAUGGUAGCAGUCGACAGAUAAGUGCUGUUCAGCCAUCUGUUGUUAAUCUGAGCACAGCAUCAACACCAGUGUCAACUUUAGCUGUUGUGACAGAAAGCAUAACUAUUGUAACAUGUACCGCUACUAUAACAUAUAGUACUGCAGGUGAUAAACCUCUGGAUUUAGGUAACGCAAUGUCAGUACCACUACAGCUUACAACAUCUAAACCAUUUGAGCCUGUCCAUCAGAUAACUUACAAAACCGUAUCUAGUCAGAUAACAGCUGCCAAUAAUGUAGAAUCCCCCAUAAAUCUGUCAUUUGGUGCAACUUCACAGGCAUCUGUAAAGCCUAUUACAGUUGCUCCAGUAAGUGUAAUAAAUGAUAUUAUUGAUGCCUCCACAAAUCUGGACCCACUUCAAAAUGGAGCAGUGGAUCUUAGCACUACAAAACCACUUCGCACCAUGGUAGCUGUUGAUGAAUCUUCUUCAUCUGUCGUUACCACAGUGAUAGAAGAUGAUGAAAAACCAGUUGAUUUGACUGCUGGGAGAAGAACAGUUUGCUGUGAUGUUGUUUAUAAAUUUCCUUUUGGACGUACCUGUACCCAACAACCUGUGACAACAUUGCCAGAAGAUCGUUUUGGCUAUAGAGAUGAUCACUAUCAAUAUGAUCGUGCUGGACCUUAUAGUACACGAGGUAUUGGUAGCAUGAAACCUUCAAUGUCAGAUACUAAUCUAGCAGAGGCUGGUUUAUUUUUUUAUAAAAGCAAACAUAGCUUUGACUAUCGCAGUGAUGUGACUGAUGGUGCAGUAGACCUUACAUCGGCAAGAGUAUCAACAGGUGAAGUAAUGGAUUAUUCAAGCAAGAGCUCAGGCUCAUAUCCAGAAACGAGGCAGGUGAUUUCAAGAACUGGAGCAAGUGUUCCUCAGUAUUCCCAAGCAAGAAUCACUCCAGCAAUAGGAACACAAUUUGGUGUAAGCAGUGUACUAAGGUCAUCCAAUGGUGUUGUAUACUCCUCUGUGGCAGCUCCAGUUCCAACUACAUUUGCCAUCACAACUCAGCCUGGGUCAAUCUUUAGCACGACAUACAAAGAUAUAUCAGGACAACACACAAUUGAUACCCUGCCGUCUUUGUCAACACAACAAAGCCAAACAGCUGCCAGGUCGUAUGGUUUCUUAACAAGUACAACUGCUGAGCAAGAAAGAGUUGCUUCCACUGAAACAAGUUUGCAAAACGGUGCAACCACAGAACAGUUGAAAGUAGGGCAGUCUGACCUGAUUCCAACAACAGCCUCAAUUUCUGAAUCAUAUGCUGAUGCCUCUCUAGAGGCUAUUGCAUCUUCCCUAGAAGCUUUGACCUCACCUCUUGCAUCUAGUUCGGAUGACAGCAAGCAACAACAAUUCCAAAUGGAGCGGGAACUCCUUGAGCUUGAAAAAUUGAAACAGCUACGCUUAGCUGAAGAAUUAGAGUGGGAGAGACAAGAGAUUCAAAGAUUCAGGGAACAAGAGAAACUCAUUGUACAAAAAGAAUUGGAAGAGCUUCAAACAAUGAAGCAUCAACUGCUCUAUCAACAGGAAGAGGAGCGGCAAGCACAAUUAAUGAUGCAGCAAGAAACAUUUGCCCAACAACAAUUACAACUUGAGCAGAUCCAGCAACUGCAGCACCAGUUGCAGCAGCAACUGGAAGAACAAAAGAUACGCCAGAUUUAUCAGUAUGGGUAUGACCCUUCUGGAAGUGUGUCACCACAAGCAAGUUCAGAACCGUUAUUGCUAGAUGCACAAUACACAGUGACAGAAAAUGGUCAGUAUUGGCCCGUCCAUGAUGAAACAUCUACUACAGCUGCAGUUUCUGGGAUUGACCUUUCACAAAGUGCAACAUGGUAUACUGUUCCUUCAGAAGGAAUUGCUCAGUUUAUCACUAGUCUACCCAGCUCCAUGUCAGAUAUGACUCAGAAGGAAAAUGAUGUCCAAAGUCACUAUGCUGAACAUGAUACAGAGCAAGUGGAUGAUGGAAGAACAUUUAAAAAAAUUGUAGAUAGUGGUGUCCAAACUGAUGAAGAAGAUGUAGUAGAUAGGACUUAUACAGGAAGACGAAGAAGAACUAAGAAAAGUGUAGACAGCAGUGUGCAAACAGAUGAUGAGGACCAAGAUGAGUGGGCGCUACCUCCAAGGUCACGAAGAAAGUCACGAGUAAACAAAUAUGGCGAAGGUAUAAGUGAAAUAGAUAAAAGUAAGCAGCUGUCUAAAGUUUCUAGCAUUGCUGUCCAAACUGUUUCAGAAAUGUCAGUUCAAACUGAGCCUGUUGGAACUAUAAGGACACCCUCAGCUCGAGCAAGAGUAGACUCCAAGGUGGAAAUAAUAAAACAUAUUUCUGCACCAGAGAAGACUUACAAAGGUGGGAGUUUGAGCUGUCAAACAGAAACAAGCACAGAUAAACAAAAAGGACAGUAUUCUCCACAAAAGGACAAGAAACGCCCAACUCCUUUAGAAAUAGGUUAUACAACCCAUUUGAAAGCAGAUUCCUCGCUGCAUGUUGCACCAUCCCCACCUAAAUCCCCUAAAGUCUUGUACUCACCCAUAUCUCCUGUUUCCCCAAGCAAAUCUUUAGAAUUUGUUCCGUAUGAAAAAUCCAUCAGUGAUGAGGUUAGUCCACAGAAAAUUCUUACCACUGAAUCAUCUAAAGCACCUCCCCCAAGCCCAAGAACAAUGAAGAUGAUGCAGCGUUCAAUGUCUGAUCCGAAACCACUGAGUCCCACUGCUGAAGAAACCAACAGAGCUCAUUUUCAGUAUUCUGAUGGCUAUUCGACCAAAGUUUCUCCAAGUGGGACAUCAACUGGAACCCAAAAGAAAGUUAAAAGAACUCUUCCAAAUCCUCCACCAGAAGACGAUGCAGGUGGAAGUCAAUCAAGUUAUACAGCUGUUGGUUCAAUUUCCCGGAGGCGAAUAUGCAGGACUAAUACUAUGGCUAGAGCCAAGAUCCUCCAAGAUAUUGACAGAGAGCUAGAUCUUGUGGAGCGAGAAUCAUCUAAGCUUAGAAAAAAGCAAGCAGAGCUUGAUGAAGAAGAGAAGGAAAUUGAUGCCAAACUGAGAUAUCUUGAAAUGGGUAUAAAUCGAAGAAAAGAAGCAUUACUCAAGGAGAGAGAAAAGAGAGAAAGAGCAUAUUUGCAAGGUGUUGCUGAAGAAAGAGAUUAUAUGUCAGACAGUGAAGUAAGCAAUAUCAGAGGGACUAGAGCAGAUGGCCAGCAUGGUCUGGAAAGACCAAGAACAGCACCACAGUCAGAAUUUAACCAGUUUAUUCCCCCACAAACUAAACCUGAAUCCCAAUAUGCUCAGCCUACAAGUCCUUACUCUCAGUACCAAUAUGCUGCGCCUUCACUACCAACACAAGCUUCUACACAAUAUUCCCAGCAAACACAUUACCAGCAGCAAUCACUGUAUCAUCACCAGGUUUCACCUUACCAAACACAGCCCAGUUACUCUUCUGUACCAACAAUAUCAUAUCCACAAACUCCCCCUUCACAGUCCCAACAGACCAAUUAUCAGCACCCAUCACAGAUGUUGUUAAUGCAACAGAAAUCUAGGCAGACAACACUUGCUGAUCUAGAGCCAAAGAUAACAACCAAUUAUGAAGUAAUACGCAACCAGCCCAUCAUGAUUGUUCCUUCUUCUAGUGAUACUACGUAUGCAGUUCCUCACCUAGGAAGCAAAUAUAGCAAUCUUGAUCUAAGAAUAGGUAUAGAUGAAAGAAGUAGUAUAGCAAGUAGCCCUAUGUCAAGCAUAUCUGCUGAUUCUUUCUAUGCAGAUAUUGAACACCACACUCCGAGGAAUUAUGUUCUAAUUGAUGAUAUUGGUGAGCUUACCAAAAGUUCUACAUCAUUAUCCUCAACAUUUAACAUUCCCGAUAAGGAUCUUUCGAAAGCUGAUCGCUUACUUCGAAAUGCUGAUGUACGCAGGACUCCAGAAGUUACAGAUUUUCUUGGACCAUUGCAGUCUUCUUCAAGGUUGCAUUCUUAUGGAAAAGCUGAUGAAGAAUCAAUGGAGGAUCCUUAUGAGUUAAAAUUACUUAAGCAGCAGAUUAAGCAGGAAUUUCGUAGAGGAACAGAAGGUCUUGAUCACCUUUCAGGUCUGUCUCACUAUUAUCAUGGUGAUACCAGUUACAGGCACUUCCCUAAAUCUGAAAAGUACAGUAUCAGUAGACUUACUCUUGAAAAGCAAGCUGCAAAGCAGCUCCCCCCUUCAGUAUUGUAUCAAAAACAGAACAAGCACAAAAAAUCUCUGAUUGAUCCCAAAAUGUCUAAAUUUUCACCUAUUCAAGAAAGUAGAGAUUUAGAGCCAGAAUAUGGCAGUUACCUAACCUCUAGUACUCCUUCAGUUAGUGAACUUUCCUCAAGAGCUCGACUACUGCAGGAUGAUAUUACUUUUGGACUGCGAAAAAAUAUCUCAGAUCAACAAAAAUAUCUUGGGUCAACAUUAGGGGCAAAUCUUGCACAGUCUCUAGGACAGACGCUUAAUUUGUGCCCAACCUUGAGAUCUUCUAUGCAAGAUGAUCUUGAUAAACCUUACCCAAGUGGUAGCAGGUCACGGCCAUCAUCAAGACCCUCCUCAGUUUAUGGACUGGAUCUUUCAAUAAAACGGGAUUCAUCCAGCACAUCCUUAAGGCUUAAAACACAAGAGAAUGAGCCAUUAGAUGUGUCUUACUCUCAUGCCACACCAUCUGUAAGAACAAAACCAACUAGUCUACCAAUUAGCCAAAGCAGAGGGAGAAUACCAAUUGUGGCUCAAAAUUCAGAGGAAGAAAGUCCUUUAAGUCCAGUUGGGCAGCCAAUGGGUAUGGCUCGUGCUGCGGCUGGACCACUGCCACCUAUAUCUGCUGAUACAAGAGACCAGUUUGGCUCAAGUCACUCUCUUCCCGAAGUCCAACAGCAUAUGAGAGAGGAAUCAAGAACACGAGGCUAUGACAGAGAUAUAGCAUUCAUUAUGGAUGACUUCCAGCAUGCAAUGUCAGAUAGUGAAGCAGGAGGCACUAGCUGGGAUUUAGAAGCAUAUCACCUGCGUAGAGAGGAGACUGAUUGGUUCGACAAACCACGGGAGCCCCGCUUGGAGAAUGGCCAUGGCUUGGACCGGAGGUUUCCAGACAGAAUGUCACACAUUAAACAGAGUGAGAUCAAGCCAGUUCAUUACAACUUUCCUCAUACCAGAGUCAGGUUGCUAAAGGAUCCAAAAGACCACAGUGUGUCAGGUAAUGGUUUGGGCAUAAGAAUUGUGGGUGGAAAAGAUAUUCCAGGAAAUGGUGCAGAAAUAGGAGCCUAUAUUGCCAAAGUUCUACCUGGUGGAACAGCAGAACAGACAGGAAGAAUUAUUGAAGGUAUGCAGGUCUUGGAAUGGAAUGGGUUCACUCUCACCGGUAAAACCUAUGAAGAAGUUCAAAGUAUUGUCAGUCAACAAUGUGGGGAAGUUGAAAUAUGUGUAAGACUGGACGUGAAUAUGCUGUCUGACUCAGAAAAUCCACAACAUCUGGAUAUCCAAGAACAAAUAAAAUCUGGAGAAAUUCAGAGGUCUCCAGGGGUUGAUCCCAAGCAGCUGGCAGCUGAAUUACAAAAGGUUUCUCAGCAGCAGACACCUUCUUCUGUCAUAUCAGGAACAGAAAAAGGGGGGCAUAUUCACUCUGGUACCACUUCUGCAGCCUCAAGUGCUGUUCCCAGUCCUGGUCAGCCUGGUUCUCCUUCAGUCAGCAAGAAACGGCACAGUAGCAAGCCUACAGAUGGCACAAAGUCUCAUUCACAUCCAAUCACAGGUGAAAUACAGCUACAAGUGAACUAUGACAAACAUCUUGGGAAUCUUAUUGUUCAUGUUCUUCAAGCCAGAAACCUUGUACCCAGGGACAACAAUGGAUAUUCAGACCCAUUUGUUAAGGUCUAUCUCCUGCCAGGUAGAGGCCAAGUCAUGGUUGUCCAGAAUGCCAGUGUGGAGAACAAGCGAAGGACAAAACAUGUGCAGAAAAGCCUGAACCCAGAAUGGAAUCAAACUGUUAUCUAUAAAAAUAUCCACUUGGAGCAGUUGAAGAAGAAGACUCUUGAAGUCACAGUUUGGGAUUAUGAUAGAUUCUCUUCGAAUGACUUCCUGGGAGAAGUGUUAAUUGAUCUGAGCAACACCUCUCACCUUGACAAUACUCCAAGAUGGUACACUUUAAAGGAGCAAAGUGAAAGCAUUGACCAUGGGAGACCUCAUUCUGGACAGAGCAGUCAACAGUCACCAAAGCCAUCUGUAAUCAAAAGUAGAAGCCAUGGAAUUUUUCCAGAUCCCUCAAAGGAUAUGCAGGUUCCCACCAUUGAGAAAUCUCACAGCAGCCCUGGAAGCUCCAAGUCAUCCUCUGAAGGACAUUUACGUUCUCAUGGACCAUCCCGCAGUCAAAGCAAAACUAGUGUCACUCAGACCCACCUUGAAGACGCCGGGGUUGCCAUUGCAGCAGCCGAAGCAGCCGUCCAACAGCUUCGCCUUCAACCAACAGUUCAUAAAAGCGGUCUGACAAGUCAUGUCAAGAAGCAGCACAGACACAGCAUAGCUGGAGUCCUCCCAAUUCACAGAACUCAGUCUGACAAUCUGCCUUCACCAGCCAAUGAGAGCAAAGAUGCAAGUCAGCUUGCCAUCAGGAAAGUGAUGUCUGAAGGACCACCUAAGUCUGAAGGAGCAAAGUCCAACCACAGAGUGACAGACUCCUCUGUGUCAACUGCCUCAUCUGUCAGCAGUUUUGGCAGUGGUUACAGCGUGGACAGCGAAGGUAGCACUGUUGCUGGAGACAACAACAUCUUCCCUGUUCCACGAAUGGGAAAGGCUAUUCAAAAUGGUACUGACAAACCAAGAGGACAAGACCAGCUCAAACAACAAGGACUGGGCCUAACAGAAGGAGAAGGCAAAACACAAGUGAUGGGUGAGAUCAAAAUUGGGCUGAAAAAAGAAAUGAAGACAGAUGGGGAACAACUCAUAGUAGAAAUUUUACAAUGCAGAAACAUCACCUAUAAAUUUAAAUCACCGGAUCAUCUUCCAGAUUUGUAUGUGAAACUUUAUAUUAUCAACGUAGCAACACAAAAAAGAGUAAUUAAAAAGAAAACGAGAGUGUGCAGGCAUGACAGGGAGCCUUCAUUCAAUGAGACUUUCCGAUUCAAUAUGUGCCCAGUAGGACACUCUAUCCAGAUUUUCCUGGUCUCAAAUGGUGGAAAAUUCAUGAAGAAAACUCUGAUUGGUGAGGCCUACAUCUGGUUGGACAAAGUCGACCUAAGAAAGAGAGUUGUGAACUGGCACAAACUACUGGUCAGCUCCAGCCAAAGUCAUUCAUAAUGGACAUCCAGUGUGUUUACACCACUUAUAAAAAAAUAACUGAUAGAGAUGUACAACAGACAUGGGGCCUUUGCUUUUGCACUGUUUAGAUAGACAUAGUCCACUGAAGGGUGGAGAGAGAGGAGGCCCCAGAAUCCCUAAAGCUACCACACUUCAAAGCAUACACUUCCAGGAAGAGCUGUGCUGACGAUUGAGGGUUAUCAGAUGGAUAGGUGUGUUCUAAGCAGACCGUAUGUGGAACUGUUAUCCUUGGCUGCGGUGGAGUCAGUUUAAAAAUUGAGAAUGCUUUUCCUUCAGUAUUGUCUCCAAAGGGAUUGAUUAAAACCCCAUUGUGGAAAGCUGGUGCCAUUUGUGCAGUGCAAACUGAGCAGGGUAAAAAUAGAGAAACUUCAUAAAUAACACUUAAUCAAAAGUGUGAACUUUGUAUGUAGCUUGACACCCACAGUUGUGACAGCACACAAGCAAAAAAAAAAAAAAAUACUGUAGGAUUUUGUGUUGUUUCAUUGCUGACAUUUUAAUAUUUUAAACACAGUAUACUGAAAAAUUGGUAAGUAGAGGAAAAAUGUCUAUAUUUUUUUGUUUACGCUCUUGUUUUCAUUUAUUUGACACAAGAUGACAAGAAUACAGCAAGCCAGUAUGCAAAUGAAUUCAAGCAGCACAUUUAUUCUUACUUUUUGCAGCCAAUAUUUGAUUUUUUUAUGCAGAAAAUUAGAAAACACUAUGUUCAUACCAUAAGUGAGCUGCAUUUCUCUUAGGAAGUCUUUCUACUGAAGCUUGACCAAUUUAUUGUGAGUUGAGCGUAAAUGCCAAAAACUCAAAGGAAAAACAUUCAUUUACAUGAAGAAAAAAAAUGUACACCUCACAUUCUUCAGGGUUGCAGGCACAGCCAUUCUGCAAAAAGGACAAUACAUGUCAACUAUAUCCCUUCUAAUACUGUUAAAAAUUAACUGGUUAACAGCCUUCAUUGUAUAAAGCUAACAUUUACUCAUCUAUUGAUGAUUUGGGUCCAAGUUCCUUAUUGCUUUCUUAUAUCAGAAUUCACUAUUUCCAAAAAAAAAAAAAAAAAAGAUUCUGUUCCUAAAAUUCAAAUGGAUUAUUCUUUUUACAGGUACAAUUUUUAAUUGUUUCAGCUUUACACAAAAUGACUGAAAGUGACUGACAUGAAUUGACAUAAACCAAUUAUAUUUAUGAGAUCCUUUGAUAAACUGAGGAUAAAUCUAAGAAUAAUCCCUUAAAAUGAAAUUGGAGCUUAAAACAGGGCUAUAAUCUAUAUGUAUUUUAUAGAAUAUGCAGUAAAAAUGAGCCAUCAUAUAACAGAUAUGGUGAAUGAAGACAUUUAUUUCUUUUUGAACUUCGUAAAGUACACAUGGUGCUUUUAGUGUUGCUUAUAAUAAAGUUUUUUGUAAGCACUGCCUUAUGAAUUGUCACUGUGUUAACACAUAGUGUUUAUACAAAGUUUACCAUUCUAAAACCAAUAACCAAAACCAAUCCACAAUGAGGAACUUUAUAAGCAAGGUAAUUGCACCAUUAAAAUGGGUUAUGAUAAAAUAAGUAAGUAAUAAAGAAGGAACAGAACAGAAUGUGCUAGUGUAACAUGCUUUGCCUUUAUAGGCAAAAAUAAAUAUAUAUAUUCAUAUCUGUUCCUUUCCAUCUUCAGAGAAGCAUGAUGUUCAAUGUCACAGAAAUAAAUGGAAAAUCCUGUAUGCUUAAUUUAAGCAGAACAGUUUGUUUUUAAGUGAAGUAUAAAUGUAUACAGUCAUUUCAAAAUCCUUCCAAAUUAAUUAGAUCUCAAUUGAUGCAAUGUACGUAAAAGUACAGCUGAGCCUGGCAUUUUUCAAAGGAGGUUCAAACUUUGUUAUGAUUAUCAGAGGAGACAGAAAUAGUGCUUACAAUCAGGGCACUAGUCACCCUCAAAUAGUACGUGACACCUUAGCAGCAGUUUGCAGGACUUCCUGUAAUGCUGUUAAUAUUAAAAAUGCUCCUUUCUUGGUGUACAGCAUGUCUUGUCUGUCUGUGUGUGUGUGUGCGUGUGUGUAUGUGUGAGUAUGUGCUGAAACAUUCCUGAUUGCUUCAGUCAAGUCUAAAAUAUAACAUUAAAAUCCAAAAGUGAAUUGAAUUGCUGUGGAGCUAUCCUGUUUCAAGUGCCACUAGUCCUGUAUAGUACAAAAGUAUUUCAUAAUCUAAUGCUGUAUGUCAAUUAUAUUUCUCCAAUUCUGAAAACAAAUGACUACAAGUUUCUGUAUUUGAUAAUAUUCAGUUACACCCAUGCAAUCAAUUAUUACAUGAUGUAUUCAAAGACAGACAUUUCAUUUCUUUUCAAGUGAGUGCCUAAUGUUUAACUUUUUUUGUUUUUUGUUGUGGGUGGACAAUUAGAGAAA